AUGAGCGUCAUCGAAACUCAGGAAUUGAGCGAUGAGGGUAACGAGAAUGAUGACGAGGGUGAGGGGGGAUCAGCGGAAAGUGAUGAAAAAGGCGUACAGGGAGAGGGAUCAGGGGGGAAUAUCGUGAAACCAUCUCUUUUGAUGGAUGAAUUUAGGGUUGGGAUAGAUGAGUUGAAGAAGGAGAGAGAGGAGUUGAAGAAGGAGAGGGAUGAGCUAAGGAAAGAGAGGGAAGAGUUGAGAAAGAGAGAAGAGAGGCUUGAUGAGAGGGAGGCGUUGUUGAAAGAGAAAGAAUUGUUAAAGAUGGAGAGAGUAGAUCUAAACGAGAGAGUGCAGUUGAAGAAAGAGAAGGAAUUAUUUUUCAUCAUGAACGAGGAGUUGAAUAGGCGGAUGUGUGAGUUAUUGAGAGAAACUGAAAACUUAGCGAAAGAGAGGGAGGCCUUAAAGAAGGAGAAGGAAUAUUUCUAUAUACAGAGAGGACAGUUUAUGAGGGAUGAGGACGAGGAGUUGAAGAAGAAAGUCAAAGUUGAGGAUAUGGAAGAAAAAGAACAGGGAAAUGUGGAGUUGGAGGUGCAAUCGUAUGGUAUGGCGGAGCGUAAUCUAUUGGAUGAAGCACCCGUUUCUCCUCCUGUUUAUGUAAGGAGAACUAAAAGGGUACUUAAGCCAUCUUAUUAUAUGGUUUCUCCAUUCUUGUCCCUGUCUUCGAUCAAUACAACCCCGAACGUGGUGAGGCGACCUGAGGAAGCCGUAAACUUUCCUACAUCUCCGAUACCAUUUCAUCUACAGAUGGAUCCAUUCAGGAUGCUAUCGACGGAUGAACUCAAAGAGGUAGAAAAAUACUAUGAAGCAAAUAAGGAGACGGGAGAGGCUUCAUGGUUCAAGUCUAUAUGGGUAGAUGAUGCAUGGGUUGAUAGCGUGGUAAGCAUUCGUAUGAGAGUGUCUAUAUACAUUGACUUUCAUAUAGUUAUAUCUUUUAAUCGAUUAUUGCUGAAUCAUAUUAUCUUGUGGAGUAGGCUAUCGACAAAUAUGUUGACUUCCUAGAGGAAAGGCAGUCUGAUUGUGCAAUUGCAUAUCCCCAAGAUUGCAAGUUCUGUCCCACUUAUUUUAUGCCAUGCCUUCAAACUAGUAUGCCGACUCUAAGGGCGUAUCGGGACUCGAAGUCUGCUUCGGAACGUGCAAAGUUGGUAGGCAUGAUGAACAAUGUCAUCGCAAUUGCCAAGCAGCGGGGUAAAUCACACGCCAAGGAGAUUUGGUAUAGUGAACGGGUAAUUUAUUCAUCACAUAACAUCAAAAAAGGUCGUAAUGUGUUCUUUGAUCAUGUUUUUUAACUGAUAGCCUACUUCUUAAACAUGGACAGGUUUAUGUACCCGUCAACCAUGAUAACUCUCAUUGGUUCUUGAUGGUCCUAUAUCCAAGACAACGGGAGAUCAUUAUUAUCGAUAGCUUAGUGUCAAAUGCUCUCCUAAAGUAUAAGCAGA
This is a messenger RNA of Magnolia sinica, 1475 nucleotides long. RefSeq lists its product as uncharacterized. The record is from RefSeq and is a predicted model, not a curated record. The transcript is spliced from 3 exons. NCBI's taxonomy places the organism in Eukaryota, Viridiplantae, Streptophyta, Magnoliopsida, Magnoliales, Magnoliaceae. The coding region runs from base 1 to 1038 and encodes 345 amino acids.